AUGACCAUAUUUCUGAACGGAAGUCUGUAGCGCAGAUACUGUACCAGCUCAAUAAUUUGGUUCGCUAUGGAUUGUGGGAGUUAGUCAGACAGACACUGCCCAGGCUUGUUUCUCGGGGGCUGACUGAAACAGUAGACAUAUUGCUGCUCUCUAUUCUAGUUCCAGACUGGCUGCAGCAGCACCAUGUCCAGCCGCGGAGGAAAAAAGAAGACCACCAAGACGUCGCGGUCCACCAAGGCCGGCGUGAUCUUCCCCGUGGGCAGGAUGCUGCGCUACAUUAAGAAGGGGCUCCCCAAGUACCGGAUCGGCGUGGGGGCCCCCGUCUACAUGGCCGCCGUGCUGGAGUACCUGACCGCCGAAAUCUUGGAGCUGGCCGGGAACGCCGCGCGGGACAACAAGAAGGGGCGUGUCACCCCGAGGCACAUCCUGCUGGCCAUCGCCAACGACGAGGAGCUCAACCAGCUGCUGAAGGGCGUGACCAUCGCGGCGGGGGGGGUCCUGCCGAACAUCCACCCCGAGCUGCUGGCCAAGAAGAGGGGCAGCAAGGGCAAGCUGGAGGCCAUCAUCACCCCGCCUCCCACCAAGAAGUCCAAGACGUCGCCCGCCAAGAAGUCCGCCGCCAAGAAGGCUGGAGGGAAGAGGGGGCCCGGAAAGGCCAAGAAGAAGCAGGGGGAGGUGAGCAAGGCUGCCAGCGCGGACAGCACAACGGAGGGAACCCCGGCCGAUGGCUUCACCGUCCUCUCCACAAAGAGCCUGUUCCUGGGCCAGAAGCUCAACCUCAUUCACAGUGAAAUCAGUAACUUGGCUGGAUUUGACGUGGAGGGUGUAGUCAACCCCACCAAUGCUGACAUUGACCUUAAAGAUGAUCUAGGUAGCGCCCUGGAGAAGAAGGGAGGGAAGGAGUUUGGGGAGGCCGUUCAGGAGCUGCGCAAGAAGAACGGCCCCCUAGAGGUGGCAGGAGCCGCCCUGACCUCCGGCUUCGGGCUUCCCGCCAAGUUUGUGAUCCACUGCCACAGCCCCGGCUGGGGCUCGGACAAGUGCGAGGAGCUGCUGGACAAGACGGUGAAGAACUGCCUGGCCCUGGCCGACGAGAAGAAGCUGAAGUCUGUGGCUUUCCCCUCCAUCGGCAGCGGAAGGAAUGGCUUCCCGAAGCAGACGGCCGCCCAGCUCAUCCUGAAGGCCAUCUCCAGCUACUUCGUGGCCACGAUGUCCUCUUCAAUCAAGACGGUUUACUUUGUGCUGUUCGACAGCGAGAGCAUAGGGAUCUACGUCCAGGAAAUGGCCAAGCUUGAUUCCAACUAAACAUUUGCCCCCACCUCCCCCAAUUUAUAGGCUAAUUUCAGUUUUUCUGAUGAGAAAAAAAAUUACCCUUAUCAGGAGAAAAACCUUAUUAAAAAAUCAUUAAUAACUUGUUUUUAAACUUUAUUCUGGCUAAAUCUUUUGAGCAAAUGUAUAAAAAAACACAUUUCCUAUAAAUGUUGUUGACACUGACAUCUGGUUUGAGUUGCACUGUUUCCAUGGUGGUACAUGAAAUGGUUUGUCAUUUAUGUGGUAUUUCUAGAAAUCUUUUUACUGAAGGCUAGAGUUGCAUUCCGAGUGUUUGCAAUACUGUGAUCUUUUGUCCGGAAAGGGAUCUGGCAGGUACAUUUUUGUAUUUGUAUUGUGCUACUAUGUGUUUCGUUGAUUUCUAGUUGUUCUUUUUGAUAGGUGCAGUCGCAGCCUUUUGUGUUCAUAAUGUGUAUUAUUGUUAGACUUGGAGUGUAUGUAAAAUGUUUUAGUAAAAUAUUGGAAUGUGACAA
Anguilla rostrata (American eel) is the source of this 1799-nucleotide messenger RNA. Its product is annotated as core histone macro-H2A.1. The transcript is spliced from 9 exons. The record is from RefSeq and is a predicted model, not a curated record. Gene Ontology annotation, biological process: heterochromatin formation; nucleosome assembly. Lineage: Eukaryota; Metazoa; Chordata; Actinopteri; Anguilliformes; Anguillidae. Gene Ontology annotation, cellular component: nucleosome; chromatin. Gene Ontology annotation, molecular function: DNA binding; structural constituent of chromatin; protein heterodimerization activity. The coding region runs from base 184 to 1302 and encodes 372 amino acids.